Necator americanus (New World hookworm) is the source of this 855-nucleotide messenger RNA. RefSeq lists its product as uncharacterized. NCBI's taxonomy places the organism in Eukaryota, Metazoa, Nematoda, Chromadorea, Rhabditida, Ancylostomatidae. The transcript is spliced from 7 exons. The record is from RefSeq and is a predicted model, not a curated record. The coding region runs from base 1 to 855 and encodes 284 amino acids.
AUGGGUGCCCGCCUACAGACGAGAGAUCGAGAGGCGGAGGGCGGGAAACAGCGACGUGCAGUGAAAAGGCGUUGCGAGGAAUCUUCCAGUAGUGAUACGGUGGGCAUGGUGCGACACCUCGUUCCUCUCAUUCUUCUUCUUGCUAUAUUAUCUCAUUCAAGUUAUGCCACAGACAUUUCGGUUAGGAUCGAAAGACAUUUCCCAUGCUCGGUUAGCUCAGGUCCUAAAAAGGAAAAUCUUCUCAUAAAAUUCCCUUCAUAUAAAACAGCAGGCGUGGAAUUUCAUGAAGAGACAAAUGCUCAGGGACACAAAUGUUUCCGAAUGAGUGGAGGAAAAGUUGAGGUUUUCCCACCUGGCCUGUCUGGAUCGAAAAAAUAUUACGUUCAUCUCGAGACGCGCAUUGGUAUUCACGGAAAACCCGAGAGAUGCGUGAACGCAGAUAGCAACGGAUGUGGAGGAAUAGGAUCAUGUGUUCAUUGUGACAUUUGUCAAUCUAUGGGAGGCUCACUCAAAAACUUCGUUCAAAUCUUUCAAGGAAACAAACCGGCACAAUGUUCUAGUCAGGGUCUACCAGCCGGCAACUACAAUGACCUAUCUUUGAAAGUCUGCCUUCCUACCAAAAACGAACUUCUUCCGUUUCUGGAUCAGAAUGCCAGUCGCGCCGAGCAGCUCUGGGAUCUCUUCGUCAGCUCGCGCGCAAGAUCCGGAGAGAUUCCCCUUGUUAUUGCUGCACGCAUUUUUAAUCGUCCAAUCAAUCAGCUGAGCCCGAAGGAAAUGAAUGAUUUGUUACACGACUCCAAGGAUGGAAUGAUAGGAUGUCACUGGAUUUAUGCUACAGUUUCUCAGCAGAGUUAA